UCAGUGUAUCACUGGGCAGAAGUGAAUGUUAAAAUGCGAGUAAUGGGAUUAGGCAAAGCCAAAGAUGUACAGAGACUAAAUGAACAAAUGGCAACUGAACUUGGAGCAGAGCUUCUUGGAGAGGCUAUAAUUUUCUUUAUUGCAGCAGCUACAAUAUAUGUAGAGUACCAACGCUCUGCCAUGAAAGAGCAGGUGAAAGAAGAAGAAAAAACACAAAAAGUUCGUAGACUUGAAUACCGUAUUCAAGAACUAGACAUAGUAACAGACCAGCAAGAAGCUCGUAUCCGUGAAUUAUCAAGAAUAGUCCUUGAUAUUCAAUCUAAAUUAUGUGAUGUAAAGUCUUCAGAUGCUCCCUGGUUUCGUCAAAAAAAAUAACUGAUUAAUAAUUGUCUUUCAAAUUUAAUAUCAUUUUAGGAUAUCAUUAAUUCUAAAGCUAUCUACUAUAAUGUUACUUUGUUCUGGUGAAUUUGUUAGCUAUGAAGACAAAUUCUCCAUUUUACAGUAGUACUGGCAGCUUGACAAGCUUCUUCAUUUCCAAAUAUUAAUUUCCAAUUACUUUUCUGUACAUAAACCAAAACUAAAUUUCUAAAUUAUUUCGUACACUUUGAGAAGCUUGAAACUUGAAUCUGAUUGUUUAAAUUCCUGUUAUAAAUUAUAUUUUUCUGACACAUU
This is a messenger RNA of Octopus sinensis (East Asian common octopus), 672 nucleotides long. Its product is annotated as optic atrophy 3 protein homolog. The transcript has a single exon. Gene Ontology annotation, cellular component: mitochondrion. Lineage: Eukaryota; Metazoa; Mollusca; Cephalopoda; Octopoda; Octopodidae. The record is from RefSeq and is a predicted model, not a curated record. The annotation marks the transcript as partial. Gene Ontology annotation, biological process: regulation of lipid metabolic process.